CGCCGCCGCACCUGCAGUUCAACAAGUUCGUGCUGACAGGCUACCGGCCGGCCAGCAGCGGCCCUGGCUGCCUGCGCAGCCUCUUCUACCUGCACAACGAGCUGGGCAACAUCUACACGCACGGUGAUUGAAUGGAAACUUGCCUGCGAUUUGACCCACACCCAGGCGCAUCAUUCCGCAGUUACUAAGGGCAAAAUCCAAAAGAGCUUCUCAGAAACUCAGAUCUGCCUUCCAAGUCUUAAGAAGUCAAACUUUCAGCUGAAGGAGACCCAGGGGUCCGGAGGGCUAGAGGGCUGAGCACACCAGAAAAGCAGCAGUGUGGAUGCACAGUUGAUACUUGGCCCUGCGGCAGGAGCGUCACAUGCAGGCGCUGUGAUGUCAUCUCUCUCUGACAGGAAAGCUCCCACCCAAGGUGGCCUGGGCUCAGGUAACCAGGCGGACAUCCUGUCUCAAUGGACUCUUAUACAGCAGCUCAGGAGUGGUAUCAGGAAGCCAACUUGACCUUGAGGAACCUCUGAGAGCCUGCGACCCACCGGUAGGAAAGGCAGUGUAUGAGUUUACUGUGUCUGGUCGAACAAAUCCCCACAAACUGGGGGGCUUCCAAUAACAGAAACGUAUUCUCUGGUGAUUUUGGAGGCCAGGUGUCCAAAACCAAGGCCAUGCUCCCUCCCAAGGUUCUAAGGGACGGUCCUGGUGGCCCCUGGUGUUCCUUGGCUUGUGGCUACACCCUUCCAGUCUCUGCCUCUGUUGUUAGAUGGUCUCUACUGGGUCUGUCUCAAAUCUCCCUGCUCUUUCUUUUGUAACAGCUGUCCUUGGAAGCAGGGCCCACCCUAAAAAUCUGAUCUUGAGAUUUUUAACUUAAUUACAUCUGUAAAGACCCUUUUUCCAAAUAAGGUGACACUCAGAGCUUCCCGGCCUUAGGACCUGGACAUAGCUUUGGGGGCCAUUUCCCUGUGGGGCUGGCCCAGCUCUCCUUACUGUCUUAGCCCCUCUCCGUCGCUGACCUGGAGCUUUGGGCGCCCUUGGGACCUUCAGGCAGGAGCCAAAUGUAUUAGAACCUUGAUGAAGUUCUCACUGUCAUAGGAAGAAAAUGGAAGCAGUGUUUUUCUCCUUUUCUGAACUACGGCCACAUUCCCAUUCCUGCCGGCUUGCUGCUCCCUCCACCUCCUUUACAUCCCUAGCUCCCCUCCCCUCUAAGAAUCAGACCGCAAAAAAGGAAGGACAAGGCCUAAUGUGUCCUCUGAAAGCAGACUGCAUAAAGAGGGACAACUCCAGCCCUGACUCUGCAUGGGUAACUCCUGAUGCUUGAAAGCCAACAAUUGCAAGGGAUAAAAAUAAAGUCAGCUGCCACCCAGUCAGUGGAGUCUGCACAGGUUUACAAGUGAAAUUGCCAGUAUGCUGUGGUCCCGAGUCGGUACCUAUAGUGUUGCUCAAGGUGUGUGAGCACUUGACACCUGGGCAAACGCCUGCAGCAGCCCUGGAGGUAGGCAGGGCCGACGCCCCCCUCCGCUUGGCAGUCAGGAGGCUCCUGAGAUCAGGGCAAGGGUGAGAGGUCUGAUCCAAAGCACAUGAAGCUGCCCACUGCAGGUGGCGAGCAAACAGUGCCUUCUGCACCAGGAACACAACGCUGUGAAAGGGAAUGGGAGGGCGGAGGGCGGCUUCCCAAGUAAUCAGAUCCAGGUGCACUGUGGAGACUUCUCAGCGCGGAGCCCGGAGGAGGGGGUGAGGAGGCAAUGGCUGGUUGGGGAGAGGUGGGCGGAAUGCAGGUGGGGUGGUGCGGGGGAGACUCAGCUGGGGUGGUAGGGGCUCUGCUGCGCUGCCUUUGAAGAAAGGGGCACCAGGAGGCCCGGCUUAGCCUUCCUGAGUGCUGCUGGCCGGCCUGGGCAACGAGCCGGGCUUUGAAGUCUGUCUGGGGUGUGGCGGGCUUGUCCUGUUCACCGGGUGCACACUCAGCCUACUGGUUCAUCAGCGCUCCAGCCUUGUGUCCUUGUCUGUGAAACAGGGGUAGGAAACCAGUGAGAAAUGUAUGGAAUCUGCACCUUUUGGUUUGGGGCUUGGCUUUUGUACCUAUAAAGUUGGGGCUUUGGGCACCUUCCCAGAGCAGGAGCAGUACUGCCCCUGAAGGUGUUGAGCCGCCCCGUGCCCACCCCUGUACGCUUCCAGGCACCACCGUGGCUCUCGUGACCGUUAGCUCCACUCUCACUGGGUCACCGUUCCCCUAAAAGGAGUGAGACGGGAUGGGUAGUUGGCCACCUCCACCCACCCCCAUCUAAGCUGAGGCCCAGUUUCUUCUGCAGUUGAGCUUCCCGCCCCUCCGCUCUCCCAGAGAGAACAAAGGCCAGGUCCAGUUCCGUCCCUCCCUGAAGGUAGUGAGCGGGAGGCCCCACUGCCCUGUGCCUCUGUUUCCCUCCCCCACCUCUCUCCCCAGCAGACCGGAUGGGGGUGGGGAUUCAAAUGGACCUGUUAAAGUGCCAUUGAGAUGGUAACUGGUAACUGCACCUGGGAGUCCCUACCUCCAUAUCAAUAGCAUUCCAGCCCAAGUGGCAGUCCCUGCCUAGACUCAACUUUAACCCUUUAGUCCCCAGGUCCUGAGGGCAGGAGGUGUGGCUGUCUUGGGUGCCCCGGGAUGUGUCCUCUGCCUCACACCCACUCCAGCGGGUGGCUCCUCCAGUUUUGCCGGUUCUCCUGACAAUUUUUCCACUUUUAGGCUGUGGGGGGAAGCUGAAGCCCCUGGGCCACCCUGGAGGCAGGUCCAGCAGGGAUGGUAUCUCAGGGUGAAGAGUGAAAGGGGGGGGUGUCUUCGUUCCUGGCGCCGGCCAACCCCUGGCAGUGCCGGGUCUCCCUCUUUGCUUGAAUGUAGAGAUGUUAGGCCAAAGAGGGAUUGGGGUCUUAAAAAGGCAGGGUCCUCUUAGUGUCAUCUCUGGCCACAGCAUUUACCAGGUGUGUGCAGCCCCCCACAGGCCGCAUGACAAGGUGGGGGAUUUAAGCUGCCUGGGGUACUGGUGGGUCCUAGAAGUGGGCCUGACUGCAGGGUGACCAACCGUCCUGGACAAAUCAGGAGGCAGGAGGCCGGCUUUCUCUGGCCCUGGGGAGAGGAAAGCCCCUGGGCUAGGGCUGCCCAGGGUGAGAGUUCUUGUGGCCGUGUCGGUGGACCCUUUCAGAGACCUGGGCCACUGCUGCCUUACACCUGCUCGAACCUGUGCAACUGGAUUCCUUGAGGCCCGGAAGACUGCAGAGGGAACCCACUGAAGGCUUACCUCUAUUUUCCCUUCUCAGCCACCUCCUCCCCCAAUGAAAUCUGAGGCCCAGGGGCUGGUUGAGCCAGACAAAUCCCCCAAGAUUCCGGCACCCAACAGCCAGCAAGGGGGGAGGGUCUGGCUAUCUUCCAGCCCACAGGCAUCAGCCCCUCCAGCCUGCGUCCACGUGGCCAGGGUGACCAGGUCAGCGCCUCGUGCUGGAAGUGCAGUCCUGUGGGAUGCACUGGGCAUGGAGGAAGCCCUAACCUUUUUAGGAGGAGAGGCUCUCAAGAUUUUUGGGGUCACCAAAAUCCAAAGAAUGCUAAACCCACCCCCUGAAGCAAUGACCCUCUGGAAAUGAGAAUCCUUUGUGAAUAAAGCCCCACUGAACAGAUGAGGAGGCAUUUAGCACACACACCCCUUCCCUGCCCUACAGGCGUUCACGGGGGCCUCCCAACCAUGCCCGCAGUGGCUGGUUAUCCAGCUAACGGUGCUUGGGCCUUCUCAGGGGCAGGGUGCAAGUGAGGCUGUGAAGUGAGGGCCCACCUCUGCCUUUGAGUCUUCCCCGCCACUCUGAAAUUGUGUUAAUGGCAGAAUUUUCAUCAGGCCCUGCUUUUCCCUUAGUCCUUAGCACCCAGGGAGGUGCCUGAGGGAGCUCACGACUCCCCCAUAAAAUUAGGGCUUGUGUCUGGGUUCCACUAGGUUUCUCAAAGGGGUCUUUGACCCAAGGAGGUUAAGUUCCUUAACUUACCCUGAUCUGUCCAGCACUGGCAGCAGGGGACAGGGUAGGGGAAACAGGGGGUGAAGGCAGGAUUUGAGCUGUAGUUUGUGUGACUUCCAGCCUGCCCCAAUGGCAGGGGGUGUCAUAGGCUCCUAGGGGGUCUCCAUGAGAGGCUCUUUCCUGAGAGCUGUGAUACAGGGUUUAGGGAUGCCUCAGAGGCACCCCCACCUCCACCCAGUGGUGUCUCGUCCAGAGCGAUCCCUCACUGCUGGUGGAAGAUAGGCGGGUCCUGGGCCGUCACCCCACCCACACAUGGCUCCUGUCCUCUCUACCCAGCCUUUCAUCCCAGCCCCCAUGUUCCCCUCCUCCACCCCAACAACUGGUUCUUUCUUCUCUGGCCCCUGGAGGCCUCCAGCAGCUUAACUUGGCCCCCAGUUUCAGCAGCGGGGGUGGGGAGGGCACACCUGAGCUGAACUAGAAGUGGAGGAUGGUUUUCUAGGCCGUUGCCUGGGUGAUGCCACCUGAGCUGGGUGCCAGGCACCUGUUGCCCAGGGAACAGUGCGGCGCCCCUCCCUUGGGUGCACCAGGGCCACUGGGCUGAGACAGGAGACAGAUCAGAUUCCAGAGAGUCCUGGCCAGGUAGGGGGACAGGCGGGGGUGUGCAAUACUGGGGAAGCUGGGGUACAUUUGCAUCAGAAACAGAAUGGGGGACAGGAGGGAAGCUGGAAGAUGAGGCGGCUCAGGAAAGCAGCCGAGCCCCCAUACCCCAUCCUGACCAAGUUACUUCUUUAACAUGCCCCCAUCCUUACUCUCCGGCUGGUCCUCCAUGUCCCCAUUCCUUUGUUCCUGCAUUUCCACUUGCGCCGAUCUUCCUUCUCCUGCGUUCCUUCCUAUUCGCGGCACCCCCCACAUCACCCCUGAGGACCUCCAUCUUGCCCCCACCCUCGCCCCCGCAGCUCUGGCUGUCCCAGUGGGGCACUCGCUCCUCCCCUGCCUCAGCCGUAAAACCCCGCCUGCAGCAGGGAGCCAGCGGAGUCCCGGUUGGCACUCACCGCGGGCGGGCGGCUUCCCGCUCCACUGGUGGGUCAGACAGGUGGAGGCUAGGACCUGACUGCACGGUGGCAGGACCAGAAGUCCUGGGCAUCUGAUGGGUGACGGGACCCUUGAGAGGACACCAGCUACUCAGCUACCAGCUGAGCAGGACCGUGAGAUUCAUUUCUGUUCAUCGAAUAUCGGAGACACAGCUGUGAGAGGCCCACAGAUGUGAGGACUACCCUGGCGGGAACACCGACACCCUCCCACUGUGCACCGAGCACCCCCCCCCACUCAGCUCUGAGUCAACCAGGCUUCCCAGGGUUGAGAAGAUCUAACUGAAGGGCAGAUGGCUUCCACUGGCCUAGAACUCCUGGGCAUGACCCUGGCCGUGCUGGGCUGGCUGGGGACGCUGGUGUCCUGCGCCCUGCCCCUGUGGAAGGUGACUGCCUUCAUCGGCAACAGCAUCGUGGUGGCCCAGGUGGUAUGGGAGGGGCUGUGGAUGUCCUGCGUGGUGCAGAGCACCGGCCAGAUGCAGUGCAAGGUGUACGACUCGCUGCUGGCGCUGCCCCAGGACCUGCAGGCUGCCCGGGCCCUCUGCAUCGUUGCCCUCCUGCUGGCCCUGUUCGGCCUGCUGGUGGCCAUCACAGGAGCGCAGUGCACCACCUGCGUGGAGGAUGAGGGCGCCAAAGCACGCAUUGUGCUCACCGCGGGAGUCGUCCUCCUCCUCUCGGGCAUCCUGGUCCUCAUCCCCGUCUGCUGGACGGCCCACGCCAUCAUCCAGGACUUCUACAACCCCUUGGUGGCCGAGGCCCUCAAGCGGGAGCUGGGGGCCUCUCUCUACCUGGGCUGGGCAGCAGCCGCCCUGCUUAUGCUAGGUGGGGCCCUCCUCUGCUGCACAUGCCCCCCGCCCCAGAUUGACCGGCCCCGAGGACCGAGGCUGGGCUACUCCAUCCCCUCUCGAUCGGGCACAUCAGGUUUGGACAAGAGGGACUACGUGUGAGGUGGAGGGAGGCCCAGAAACCUGUUGCUCAGAGCCUUCAUCUUGUACUGGAUGCCGCGCCCUAGCCCUUACCUUUCAGUCAGCCCCUCUCCCAAGUGAAGCCACAUUCUGUAAGUUCCAGCCAGGCCUGGCUGCAGGGCUCACCUCAGCUGGCCCAGCUGGGUCCAGCCCCUCCUCAGAGGGGUCCCAACUAUGUCCUGCCCCCAUUUCCACCCAGGCAGGGCCAGAGCUGAUGGGGCAGAUUGGCGUACCCCUGCCUGUCUCUUCCCAGUUGUUUUCUACGGUCCAGGACUUAGACCAGCCCCCAUUCUCUUCCUGAGGCCUCCCUGCUCGGGCAUCCUGGGCCUCACAAGGGCAGUAGCUCCAGGGCUGAAAACGGAGUGGACAUGCUCUUCCUGCCCUGGAGCUGGUCUCCUCCAGCCUGGCCACCACCUGCAUCCAGAGGCCAGGACUGGAGGCCCAGCCCAUCAUGCUACCCUACCCUUACCUUCAAAGUCAGGAAUAAAGAGCAUUUGUAUCUUG
Manis javanica (Malayan pangolin) is the source of this 6514-nucleotide messenger RNA. RefSeq names its product claudin 9 (gene CLDN9). Gene Ontology annotation, molecular function: structural molecule activity. The record is from RefSeq and is a predicted model, not a curated record. NCBI's taxonomy places the organism in Eukaryota, Metazoa, Chordata, Mammalia, Pholidota, Manidae. Gene Ontology annotation, cellular component: bicellular tight junction; membrane.